Molecule: messenger RNA, 5392 nt
Organism: Micropterus salmoides (largemouth bass)
Lineage: Eukaryota; Metazoa; Chordata; Actinopteri; Centrarchiformes; Centrarchidae
Product: selection and upkeep of intraepithelial T-cells protein 7-like
Exons: 5
Coding region: 106-801 (231 amino acids)
Source: RefSeq, a predicted model, not a curated record
UUUUUAAGUUUUGCUCUUCCAUGCCGACGUACUUUCACAACGAUCACCUUAAAGCAUAAUUUUAAAACAUCAGGACUGACUGCGAUCACACCACCCAGCUCGGUGAUGAUGAAGGCUGCACUUGUCACGUUCAGCUCUCUGUGUUACUUUGUCGGACUGUUGGCUGAAACCGGAAAGCCUCGAGCCAUUUGCCCGAAUCCCACAAUUGAGGCAGUGGAAGGUGAUACAGUCACUCUACAAUGUUAUUUGAAUCCCCCGCACAGCGUGGUGGAUUACGCUCUUGAUUGGACAAGAGAUGACCUCAACAAAGGGGUGUACUCUUAUCGAGGCAAGCAGGAAAAUCCAAAUGACUGGAUGGAUCAAUACAAAGGCAGGUCGACUCUCCACCUUGAAGACCUGAGCAGAGGCAUCCUGACUCUGCAGAUCUCCUCAGUACAGCUGGCUGACAGCGGACCGUACAAGUGUUUUAUCUCAAGACUGUUGACCAGCUGUGUUGUUAAUGUCACUGUUGUCCACCAGAGCAAAAAGAACACAACUAGACCUCCACCAGAUGAGCCGGACAAAGCUGAUGGUGAAAACGGGAAGCUUGUUGCCAUCAUCACCUCCACUGUUGUCGUCGUCCUUGUCUUCAUUGUCGUUGGGGUUCUUGUGAGACGGGGAACGAUCCAGAAACUGAUGACGAGGUUCAGAGGAAGGAGGGAGCAAAAUGCAGAGCUAACAAACUGCUGUGGGCUGAACCCUCUGAGGACUUCAUCAGCAAACAACAACCCCGAUGCAGAAAACAACAUGCAAGUAGUUUAGUGAUGGUCCGGACUUAGUCUGUCUGUCUAAAGUGAGCACUGCAGGGCUCCGGACUAACCUUUCCAUUGGUGCUACCAACUUUCUCAGUUUGUCACACCACAUGAUUUGGUCACACCCUUUUUUUUUUUUUUUUUUUUUUUUUGUUACAGUAGGUAACAGCUGAUAAGAAGCGGGGAGGGGCUCUGUGUUUCAGGUGAUAUAUCGGCCCCUGCAAGUUUUGUGUUUCUUACAGUUGUUGUGCAAGCUAAAACUGUGUUGACACGGUAACAACAAUGUGGCAGAUUGCCUUCAAUAUAAACGCAGCCGAUCAUACCUCAACCAAAUCUGGCUAAAUCUACAUCUGUUCCCUGCAGAGGCUCUAGCCACAACCUGAAGGAGGAGCUAGUAAAAAUGACUUUUCAUAUUUCAUAACAUGAAGUAAAAGUAGUAGUAAUAAUAAUAAUAAUAAUAAUAAUAAUAAUACAUUGUUAUUAUUAUAAGUUAUUUAUUAUAAUAAUUAUAUAAUGUGACUAUUUUUUAAUUAUAAUGUCACUUUAGUAUACUUUAUAUCUUACCACGUGUAGCAUCUAACAUUAAUUCCAGUUUCUUUUUUUCAUUCCUUAAAUGAUUGUGCAAGAAAAAUGCUUUAGCUUACGUGAUGGUUGAGUUAGACUCUAAUUUAUUCAUGCUGUGAUUGGUUGGUUGUCGAAAAGUGACAUUGACGAGCUCAUUGACUUCAUGAAAGUUGUUUCAAGAAAAUUCACCUCAUGCUGCUAAAUAGCCAACUAACCAAACAUAAACCUUCCUCAUCUUCUCCUUGCUGCCUUCUGUCUCACCGCUUCACCUGCCAACGCAUCUCUACCCCAUUAGGAUUUCUCUUGGUGCCGGUGGCAGCCGGUCAGACAAUGUUGUAAACGGUUAGCGGGGGGUACGGUAGGUUGCGGUUUUUACUUGCACAUAAGGGGCAUUUUGUGAGUGAAAUGGUGGAGCUGCUAAAGAUCACCUUACACUCGCACGAAUGAGACCACAUGAAAUUUUAACUCACACACUCCUAAUUGUUACUUUGCGCUAACGCAAAUGGUGCUCAUCCCUUCUGCUCUCCCUGGGCCCCGUCCGGUUUAUAUAUUCCCGUGAUCUGUUCUGGACCUGCUCAGUUCGGCCUCUCACCCUCUCUGGACUCUCGGCUAUGGUUCCCUUCUGCUCUGCACUGCAGCCACCAACCUGGUUCUGCUGCAUCUAGUCUUCCGGUCUCCUCCCUCUCUUAGUCCUGCACUUGAGACUACUGGCCUAGCCGCCAGAAAAGUUAAACACAACCUUUUGGUAAUAACGUGCUGUUAUUAUAUAGCCUACAUGUAAAUAAAGGAACGAAGCGCUCUAGCAGUCAGUGACCGCCAUUCAUUAUGUCUCCCCUGUCAGGUUUCUCCUUCACUCGUGUCAUUGCCAAAACUUUUUGGGCAUUCAUCCUUUUGUUGUUCUGCUUCAAUCUCGGAAAUGUAGCCGGUAACACGCCUUGAUUUGGAAGGAGGUGAAAGAAUUGGAUAACAAGUCCAGCAGGCUGUGUGUGGAUGUAGGCCUGCUUGUAGGGGUACUGGACGAAAGGCUGGAGUAUUCAUCACUAUCAAUGGGAGGCUGCAGGCUUAAAGUGGGCUGAGACUGGCUGAUGGCGGUCAGGCUUUGCUUGUGGAUGUGGUAGUUUGAAGCUAUGUUAAAGGAAGUUUCUGCAGGAGAUGCAUCAGGUGGUGCAGGCCUCUGGUGAGCUCAGAAACUUAUUGGUUGAGUUGAUUAAUGAUCUGUCUGACCUCCUCCAUCUCCAGCAGAGUUACAUUAGCCUGAGUGGACUCGUGGCUGCUGCCUCCUGUACUGGCUCUAGGCCUGGUGUGUUGAAAUGGACCAAGGGUCCAUGGUCUUCAGUUCCCUCUACAACUUUGGGACUAAGAUCUGGGCUCCUAAGCAGGGGACAGUUGGAUUAAGCAGCUCUGAAGGCUUUUGCUCAGCCGCUGACUCUCCCUGGGCUGAGACUCGAGUGGCUGUACGAGUGCUGUGCUCUUUUUUUGACAGUGGCUGAGGGGUUGAGCUCUGCCCGUGAAGGCCAACAAGGUUUCUGAAGCUGGUCAGCAGCAGAUUGCGAAGGGAGCGUGUUGCUGGAGGGAGGUGGACCAAGUUGUCAGACUCAUCCCCCUGUGUAUCCACAAGAGAGGGGAGCCUGCGUUCGUGGGUAAGCCUGGGUGACCUUGAAAACCCGCUGAGGCCCUCGUCCUGGCUGUCCUCACGCAGGUUGUAGAUUGUUGUGGAUAUCUGAGGCAAACACACUGGCAUACUUGUGGUAGAGUACCAGCACAUCUUUCAGGUCACACACACUGAUAUACUGAAUGUGAUAGUAUGUCAACACCUUCACAUCAGCAUUGGUCUUGAUGACCUGAGUCUCUCUCGUAUUAGCACGUCAGACACACUGAAAACAGCAUCAAAUUAAAUGUAAUUUCUCCUCCUGUUCACCUUUAUUAGUAUAUAGUAGUCUAUUAAUUAAUGAUUCCUGAUCAAACUGUGCAGUAUAGUUAAGGCGUUCUUUCGCAGAAACAGAUCUGUUGAGACAUUGCCAAAGCCCACAGUGGUCAGGCUGCUGACGGUAAAGAAACGGGUGGUGACGUAGGCUGUGUGCCGUCGGGCCGCCCAUCGUGCUGUUGAUGUGUGGCAUCUCCAUACGUCUGCUCAGCUCAUUGAGCCACCCAGUGUGCGAGGUCCACUCGUUCUAUCUCCACGUGUCCGGUCUCGUACCAGAUGCAGGCCAUCCAGUGUGCCAGCAGGGCAAACAUAGACAUUACACGGUGCUGUACUGAAGCAGACCAAGGAGACGCAGCAGGCGUACAGUCUUGAGCAGGUGGGCGAAGGAGGUCAUUGGGAUACAGUGCACUGCUGCCACCUCUGGUAUCAAAGGCUUUUCAGUCACGCUCUGAAGCCAAACUGUCCAACAGGCAGCCAUUUGUUAAUUUUCCUUUUAUGAGUUUAAUGUAGACUUUCUCUAUCUUUCAUUUAUUCUCUCUCUCUUUCUGCUUGUCUCUGUCUUGACUGUCUGUCAGUCUCUGUUUGUCUUAUUUGCCUGUAUCUCUUUCAGUCUCUUUCAUUUCUCCUGGAUCCAUUUCACAAAAGAAACUCAUUUCAGCUUCCAUCUAUGACAUUAUAAUAUCUUUCAGCAAUGAAUUUUAGCUCUGUACAACAUCCAAGUUCUUAUGCAGUGAUUUGCAAUGUCAUUGAGCUUCAGUACUUUAUUAUGCAUUUCAUUUCAGCACUUUUGCAUUUUCUGCAGUGUUAUGCAAGGUCAGCUCAGCUUUAAGCUUUGUUAUACUUUGUUAUUGUUUUCUUAUUGUUAUACUUUGCGGACAGUAGAACAAUUUAGCUUUUCAGUGCAUUUGAUUUCAGCUCUUCUACAUUUCCUGCAGUGUUUUGCAAGUUCAGUUCAGCAUUCACACGCACUUUCAGCAGGAAAUGCAAUUUUCUAGUUUGUUUUGUAUUUGCAUCACUUUGUCUUACAAAGACUUGGCUUGACAGCAGACUAUUGUUCAAAAUUUACAUUUACAAGUCAAACCAGGCUUUCUGUAUAAAAUUCAUAGCUGGUAACUGGUCAUUUUUUAGUGAAAUUGGGAUGAAAAUACGAAGCCCGUAUGAUUCGCUUGGAACUGAAGGUUUUUGUUUUUAUUUUGGGGGGUGGGAUCUGCACAAAUGAAUUAAAGGGAGCCUGACUGUGACCAGCAGCACAAAUACUUGGGAACAAUCCAGAAUAAUGAACUUUCCUUUGAUGCCAAUAACUGAUUUUAUUUAUAAAAAACAAAAAUUGUUUUUCUCAAAGCAGCAUUAUGUAAUUAUUAUUUAUUUUGUAAUUUAAUGUAACUUAUAUUAUUAUUUGGUCCCUCUACAGAUUCAGUGUCAUUCACUGCUGUCCUAAUAUAGCAUAUAUAUGUAUACCAACAUUAUUUUAAAGCUGUUAUUUUAAGAUACAUAAUGUUGCUUUAAGGACGUCUUGAUGUCUGGUCUGGUGCAGGUAAGCUAAUCAGCAGGACUGAAAGUUUCCUCGCUAACAUCACGUCCUGCUUGGUAGUUAAGCUUUUCAGCCCAGAUUUCUCUUUUGUGAAACCACUGAGUAGCACUUUAAGUUCCCCAGCAUUUCUAUGCAGUGUAAGUGGGUUAUAAGACAGUGUGUUAGGAUACAGGAUUUGUCACAUUAAAAUGUCAAACUUUGUUUUACUGAUCCAUCAUUGAAUGUGUUGACAUCAACACUUACCUGUAUACUACUACAUUAGUGUGUACUGAAUGUAUUAAGUGUGUAUACUGCAUAUAAACGCUAAAUAGGGGGACCUGAAGUAAAGAUUGAAAGUAAAUGUCACCCUACACGCAGCUGCUUAUUUAAUGAAUUAGACCUGAUAGAAGACCUCCUUUAAAUUAUUGGAUUGUUGGUGAUCUCCAGAUUACUUUCUUUUUGCAUUACCCUGAAUGUUUUGUGUGAUUUGUUUUUGUCACAUGGUUAUUUGUUAUCUUUUUGCUGUGCCAACACCAAAGACCACAUUUUCUUAAAGUUUUAUACCAAUUGUGCAAUUUGCAUAAAGUCUGGGUUAAUCCAAAA